Molecule: messenger RNA, 3260 nt
Organism: Erpetoichthys calabaricus (reedfish)
Lineage: Eukaryota; Metazoa; Chordata; Cladistia; Polypteriformes; Polypteridae
Gene: ppp3ca
Product: protein phosphatase 3, catalytic subunit, alpha isozyme
Exons: 15
Coding region: 319-1923 (534 amino acids)
Biological process (GO): calcineurin-NFAT signaling cascade
Cellular component (GO): cytoplasm; calcineurin complex; cytosol
Molecular function (GO): calmodulin-dependent protein phosphatase activity; calmodulin binding
Source: RefSeq, a predicted model, not a curated record
GCGUGUUUCCUGGGAAACCCCGGCUUUGCUUCCACCUGAUGGCAGUAUGAGGCAGCCCCUGGAAGCAAUUGCGUGGGAGUUCCCUAGUUCGCCAUGUCAGGGUGGCGCAGUGGCUCAGGAUCUCCUAGCAUCCAUCCAUCCAUCCAUCCUCCCCCACACGGCGGCAUCCAUCCCCGCUCCGGGUAGCAGCAGCAGUGCCGAGGCGGAGAGACAGAGAGACACGCACCGAGUGAUGCUCCUGCCCCAACCGCGUCCUCCACCAGCUAAAGCGCGCAACUGAUAGGGAUAAAGACACUUGCCACAAACCAGACUCCGCUCAUGAAGAUGUCUAACGUAGACAUGGUCUUAUCUACUACAGACAGGGUGGUCAAAUCUGUCCCAUUUCCUUUAAGCCAUCGUCUCACAAUGAAAGAAGUGUUUGACUGUGAGGGAAAGCCACGGGUUGACCUCCUAAAGGCUCAUCUGACAAAAGAGGGUCGUGUUGAGGAAGCAGUGGCCCUGAGAAUAAUCAAUGAAGGUGCUGCCAUCCUUCGCCAAGAAAAAACUAUGCUGGACAUUGAGGCUCCUGUAACAGUUUGUGGAGACAUACACGGUCAGUUUUUCGACCUAAUGAAACUGUUUGAAGUUGGUGGGUCCCCUGCCACCACCCGCUACCUCUUCCUAGGAGAUUAUGUCGAUAGGGGGUACUUUAGCAUUGAGUGUGUUUUAUAUCUCUGGUCACUGAAAAUCCUCUAUCCAAAGACGUUAUUUUUACUGCGAGGGAAUCAUGAAUGUAGACAUUUGACAGAAUAUUUCACUUUUAAACAAGAAUGUAAAAUAAAAUAUUCGGAACAAGUGUAUGACUCGUGUAUGGACGCCUUUGACUGCCUGCCACUGGCAGCCCUGAUGAAUCAGCAAUUCUUGUGUGUGCAUGGAGGAUUAUCACCAGAAAUACACACCUUAGAUGACAUCAAAAAGUUAGACAGGUUUAAAGAGCCACCAGCGUUUGGGCCCAUGUGUGACCUGUUAUGGUCAGAUCCAUUAGAGGACUUUGGAAAUGAAAAGACCCAAGAAUAUUUCAGCCACAACACCGUCAGAGGCUGUUCCUAUUUCUACAGCUACCCUGCUGUAUGCGAGUUUCUACAGAACAAUAAUUUAUUAUCAGUUAUCCGAGCUCAUGAGGCACAAGAUGCUGGCUAUAGGAUGUAUCGGAAAAGUCAAACCACAGGCUUCCCUUCCCUAAUCACCAUUUUCUCAGCACCAAACUACCUUGAUGUUUACAAUAACAAAGCUGCAGUACUCAAGUAUGAAAAUAACGUAAUGAACAUCCGACAGUUUAACUGCUCACCUCACCCGUACUGGCUUCCAAACUUCAUGGAUGUUUUUACUUGGUCUUUGCCUUUUGUUGGUGAAAAAGUUACAGAGAUGCUGGUGAAUGUCUUAAAUAUUUGUUCUGAUGACGAACUCAUGAAUGAUGGCGAUGAAAUAUUUGAUGCUAAUGCUGCUGCAGCACGAAAAGAGGUUAUUAGGAACAAAAUUAGAGCUAUUGGCAAGAUGGCCAAAAUGUUUUCUGUGCUAAGAGAGGAGAGUGAAAAUGUUUUGACGUUAAAGGGUUUGACCCCGACUGGAAUGCUGCCAAGUGGUGUUCUGUCUGGAGGCAAGCAAACAUUACAAAGUGCUACAAUUGAGGCUAUUGAGGCCAUUGAGACUGUUGAGGAUGGGGAAGUCGAGCUUUAUAAGCGAUCGUGUCAGAGAUCUAUUAAAACAAUCCGAGGAUUUUCACCACAGCAUAAAAUUAGCAGUUUUGAGGAAGCAAAAGGUUUGGAUCGCAUCAAUGAGAGAAUGCCACCAAGGAAGGAUGCAGUUAACAACGUUGGUCAUUCUAUGGGAAAAAUGAAUAUGUCCGAGUCUAAUGGGACAGAUGAUAAUAGUAAUAUACAGUGAUUGGGUUCGUGAAAUUCCUGAAGAGCUGAACUUUGUCGUUUAAGAUCUCCAAAUGAAUAUUUCUGCUUGAACUGAAAUUAGACAUCUUCACAACUCACCCUACUUUAGAGACGUUUUCGUCUUCUUGCUGCAAAGAGAGAAUAUGAGCUAACUUCUUACGGGGUGACACUGGACAAGUAAGUGAUACCAAUUUCAGCAAGAAAUGUAUUCAGACAGCAGUCUGAGACUGCAUAGGCAUUUCUUUGUUCUCAUGCCCCUCCCAAACCUUUCCCAGAAUUAAGAAUGAUUUUAUGUCAUUUUCUGUAAUUCACUACGUCGCUUCACAAUAAUGCAUUCAUAGGUGCAUUUGCAGUAUUCUGCACCUUCUAUUUUAAAAUUAAACAAACAUUUCAUUCAUAAACAUCUUAUACAAAUGACCUUGCUGUUGAAUAUGUUUUGCUACUAGUAUUACUAAAGGGGAAAAUGAAAUGUGUACAAUUUCAAUAAUAUUUACAAUGUAAUCUUACCAGAAACUUAUGUUUUGUAAAAUGACUUUUACCCCCCCCCCCCCCCCCCGUUUUCAUUUGCAGAAGAGUUGGCAGUUCUUUUAAUAAGCCAAUGUCAAUCAUGUUGCUUCGAGUCAGCAUUAAAUGCAGUUUCGUUGCUACAUUGUCACGAUAUAUCUAUUUGUUUUUCACUUGCCUGUAAUUAAAAACUGCACACAGUAUGUUUUGCAAACCUAUUUACCAUGCAGUAAAUGAAAUAUUAAUAAUUUGUACAGCAUCUAUAGAACGCAUCUAUGCAUGCGGUUAAGUUUCUUAUUGAUACGUGAAAUUAUAUUUGUGCUGUGUUUCAAUAUAGUAGUUCUGAAUAAUUUCCCGCUUUAUACUAUCUUUGUAAAUUCAGUUUUUAGUUAUUGGUUUUUGCUGUACAGGCAUUGAAGUUCUUUUCAGAAAUGUUGAAUUAAACUGUAUUUUUUAUGUUCUGUUAUUGUACAGAAGUGUUCAAUAGUGUGAAUGAACAUAUUCCGUGAAAAGCAACAUUUUCGGCUGCCAGUGCAUGAUCGCAUGGUUUAUUAAAAUGUAAACGAACUAGGCACGCUGCCGUGCCUCACGUAUAAAAAAAAGAAAGAAAAAACUGAGGCUUACCAUUUGUUUCCUUCCACUCUUUUAUGAUCCUUGUUUUGUCCAAAUGUGUUUACUUUAAAAGGAAUUUCAUGGAACUUAACUUGUGGCAUUUUUCUUGUAUUUUUUCUGGACCUACGUUUUCGCAUAUGCCUUCUUAAACACGGACAUUGUAAGCAUGCCCUAUGGGAAGAAACACUUUUUUACUCUUGAAUAAAAUAUGCAUGAAUCAUU